UGUGGGGGGGAAGGGGGUACAGUAAACGAGCUAGAACGGAGGCGGGCGUUCUUCCUUUUAUGUUGGAGGCCGCGCGUCCCUCCUCUCCCCCUUCACCUAGGCUUCUCUUUCGAAUAAUUCACUUACAUCUGGGGCUUGCGUGCGUGCGUGCGUGCGUACCCUUAAGGAGCCCAAGCGCGUGCGCGCCAAUCUGUUAUUUUCCCUCCCCUCCGCCCCUCGUUGCGCGCGACGCUGCCUUCCCCCUGCUUCUCUACGCGAAGCUAUAAUUUUCCUUAACAGCGGUGGAGUGAAGGACAUAAGAUGAGCAAUAAAAGCUGUACUGAUACAUUUUGGGUUGGCGUUCUCCGCCCGCGCGGAGUUUGUUUUUUUUAAUUGCCCUCCCUCUCCCUUCUCGCUGUUACCGUCAUCGCCCUCAUCAUUACCACCACCUCCACUGGGCGGCCCCUGCCUUUGACGCCGGCGGGGGCGGCCCAAAAUGGCGGCGGCGCUGCUGCUGCUGCUAUUGCUGACGAAAAGCCCGGCCCGGCGCGAGCGACAAUAGAGAAGAGAGAGCGCGUGAAGGGAAGGAGCGGCCAGUCGCUCGCGGGCUGGUCCUCCGCCGCCGCCGCCGCCGGUUCCCUCUCCGCCGCCCGCUGGUCUAGCAUGGUGCGGGUCCGCCGCCACUUGAUCCCUUUGGCCGCCCCGAGCUGACCUAUCCUCUCACUGAGACUCUCCUCUGCUCGCUCUCUUCCGCCGCCAGCAUGGGCGAGAGGUUGGAGCUCAGGCUUAAGUCGCCAGUGGGAGCGGAGCCGGCCGUCUACCCCUGGCCCCUGCCUGUUUAUGACAAACACCAUGAUGCUGCUCACGAAAUCAUUGAGACACUUCGGUGGGUCUGUGAAGAAAUUCCAGACCUCAAGCUUGCUAUGGAAAACUAUGUUUUAAUUGACUAUGAUACUAAAAGCUUUGAAAGCAUGCAAAGACUUUGUGACAAAUACAACCGAGCUAUUGACAGCAUCCACCAGUUGUGGAAAGGAACCACCCAGCCCAUGAAACUGAAUACCCGCCCUUCCAAUGGGCUUCUGCGCCAUAUCCUACAGCAAGUAUAUAACCACUCAGUGACGGACCCAGAAAAACUCAACAACUAUGAACCCUUUUCCCCAGAAGUGUAUGGAGAGACUUCUUUUGACUUGGUGGCCCAGAUGAUAGAUGAAAUAAAAAUGACCGAAGAUGACCUUUUUGUAGACUUAGGCAGUGGUGUUGGUCAAGUUGUGCUCCAGGUGGCUGCAGCUACAAACUGCAAGCAUCACUAUGGUGUGGAGAAAGCUGAUAUUCCGGCCAAAUACGCUGAGACAAUGGACAAAGAAUUCAGAAAGUGGAUGAAAUGGUAUGGGAAAAAACAUGCAGAUUACACACUGGAAAGAGGUGAUUUCCUCUCAGAAGAAUGGCGAGAAAGAAUCGCAAACACAAGUGUUAUUUUUGUGAAUAACUUUGCUUUUGGUCCUGAAGUGGAUCACCAGUUGAAGGAGCGAUUCGCAAAUAUGAAGGAAGGUGGUCAGAUAGUAUCCUCAAAACCUUUUGCACCAUUAAACUUUAGAAUAAACAGCAGAAACUUGAGUGAUAUUGGCACUAUAAUGAGAGUUGUAGAAUUGUCACCACUAAAAGGAUCUGUCUCAUGGACCGGGAAACCAGUUUCUUACUACCUGCAUACUAUUGAUCGAACCAUACUUGAAAACUACUUCUCUAGUCUCAAAAAUCCAAAACUCAGGGAAGAACAAGAGGCAGCUAGACGUCGACAGCAAAGGGAAAACAAGAGUAACACAACAACUCCAACAAAAGUCCAAGAAAAUAAGGACGAUGGUGCUGAAGAAGACAAGAACCUCGGGGCCAACACUGUCAAAAAGCCAUCUCCCUCCAAAGCACGCAAGAAGAAGCUGAGCAAAAAGGGAAGGAAAAUGGCUGGUAGGAAGCGUGGGCGCCCCAAGAAAAUGAAUGUGGUGAAUGCCGAGCGCAAGAUCAAGAAGAACCAAACUGCGCUGGACCUUCUCCAUGCUCAAACUGUAUCACAAACAAAUUCAUCCUCUCCUCAGGAUGCAUAUAGGUCACCUCAUAGUCCAUUUUACCAGCUACCUCCUAAAGUGCAACGGCAUUCGUCCAACCAGCUCUUGAUUACUCCUACUCCACCUGCACUACAGAAGCUGCUAGACUCUUUUAAGAUCCAGUACAUGCAGUUCAUGGCUUAUAUGAAAACAAAUCAAUAUAAGGCAACUCUUCAGCAGUUAUUGGAACAGGAAAAGGAAAAGAAUACUCAGUUAAUGGGAAAGGCCCAGCAGUUGUUUACUCACUGCCAGGCUCAGAAAGAAGAAAUCAAACGACUGUUCCAGCAGAAGCUAGAUGAGCUGGGUGUUAAGGCACUGACAUACAACGAUCUUAUCCAGGCCCAGAAAGAAAUUUCUGCUCACAACCAGCAGCUGAAAGAGCAGACCAAACAGCUGGAGAAAGAUAAUGGUGAACUCAGGAAUCAGAGUUUACAACUGCUGAAAGCUAGAUGUGAAGAACUGAAGUUGGACUGGUCAACACUUUCACUGGAAAAUCUUCUCAAAGAAAAGCAAGCAUUAAAAAAUCAGAUUUCUGAGAAGCAAAAACACUGCUUGGAAUUGCAGAUCAGCAUAGUGGAGCUUGAGAAAAGCCAGAGGCAGCAGGAACUUUUGCAGCUGAAAUCCUACAUGCCCUCUGACGAAUCGUUGCCAGCCCAGCCGCGCCAUAAAAACCAAUUGAACCGGGAGGCCGAGCCUGACCACAAUACACUUCACUUGGAGCUAGAGUGCCCCAAGUUUCCCGUGCCCCAGGUCAAUGGCCCUGAACUGUCCAUAAAUGGCCAUGCCACGUCUUACGAAAUUCACAAUGCACUCAGCCGACCAGCUUCUAAACAGACUACGCCUCAAUACCCACCUGCCCACGUGGACCAAGACAUAAUUCCUUGCACCCCAAUCCAUAGCUGCAGACAGAAGCUGGACAAAGGCUCAAAUUUAUCCCUGCCGGAUUAUACCAGGUUUUCUCCGGCUAAGAUCGCCCUUCGGAGGCAUUUGAACCAAGACCACAUAGGCAGUGGGAAAACAGCACCCAGUGAGAGCCAUCAGAGAGCUGAACAUUUAAAAGAAAAUGGCCUUCCAUUUCAAAGCCCUUCAGCAUCAAACGGCAUGAAGAUGAGCCCUCUGGAAGACAGAUCCUCUUCCCCAGCAGCCUUCCCAACUGGGAAUGAAAAGGCUUUGCGCGAGAGGACGUCUGCGAAUAAUGGGGAGACGAUCACCAGCCUUCCCAUCAGUAUCCCCCUCAGCACAGUGCAACCCAAUAAACUCCCUGUUAGCAUUCCUUUGGCCAGCGUAGUCCUUCCUAGCCGUGUUGAGAAGGUGCGAAGCACACCUAGCCCUGUCCAUCAGAACCGAGAUUCCUUUUCAACACUUGAAAAACAAUUUGGUGCUAGUUCUCAUAACAGCAUUAGCACUGCUGCUGGUAACAAGCCACUGACCUUGGCUACCUCAGGUUUUUCUUACAUGUCUGGCUCUGCACCAGUCGGUGGGACCGUUCCAAAUAGCCCAUUGAACCCAGCUGCUGACAGUGCAGCUAUGGAGGAGGUAUCCAGUUCGGGAAGCUUGUUCAACUCCACGGGGUCUCGAAGCUCUACUCCACAGCAUCCCUCUUUGCUUACGUCGUCUUCACGGAAUUCUGGGCAAAACUCGCCUGCACACCAGCAUUCCGCGAGCCCUAGGUUGAACGGCAUCUCCCAGAGCCUGGGAGGGGUACUGCAGUACAUAGAGACUCAAAAGAUGUUUGCUGAAAACGCCAGAGGAGACCCCCCAUUCGACCCUGCCUUUUCUGACCCUGAGAGCGAGAGCAAACGAAGGAUCAUCUUCACCAUCUCCCCUGCUACAGGAACCCUCAAACAUUCUCCGUCGAACAAGCACAGCCCCCUCACCACAAGUAUCCGGGCCGAUUGUGGCCAGGCCUACAUGCAAGAUGGAAAGAAGCGUGGCCGGAGGAAGCGGUCCUCCACAGGAACGCCGUGUGUGAACUCCGGGGUGUCACCCAAACGCAAAUCAUUGCCCCCCAUGGCUGGGCUCUUUGCUCAGCCUUCUGGAUCUCCCCUUAAUAUCAACUCCAUGGUCAGUAACAUUAACCAGCCUUUAGAAAUAACAGCCAUUUCUUCCCCUGAAAAUUCCCUGAAGAAUUCUCCUGUUCCAUACCAGGACAAUGAUCAGCCACCUGUGCUGAAAAAGGAGAAGCCUCUAAUUCAGACCAAUGGCAUUCAUUACUCCCCGCUAACCUCUGAUGAAGAACAGAGUCUGGAGGACGACCAUAACAGCACCAGAAUUGAGAGAAAAAUUGCAACAAUAUCACUGGAAAGCAAAUCUCCACAAAAGCCGCUGGAAAAUAGCAUCAACUCAGCUGGGAGAAAGCAGGCUACUGAAAGCAUGAACAGCAGCAAGUGGAAAUCAACCUUUUCUCCAAUUUCUGACAUCAAUCUUUCCAAAAUGGCAGACAGUCCUUUGCAAGCGUCGGCAUCAUCCCUGAAUCAGAACACCCUCUUCGCCUUCAGACAAUCCUCUGAUGACAACGUGGCAGGCGACAGGGCUGGCACGCAUGUGAGGAAACAUGCAACUGCAUCUGAGGGGCUUGGCCAAAAUACCAUGAAUGGAUUUGCUUACAACGGCGGGCUGUCUGCAGAUGUCGGUUUACAUAGCUUUACUGAUGGUGCUUCACUUUCUCACAAAACUGCUGACGUGGUGACGGCUCUGGGGGCCUCCUCAAUGGGUUUCCUGAUACAAAGGAACAAAGAGGCCGGAGUCCCCGAGACAAAUCCAUUCUUGGGCAAGAGGCAGCUAGAAAGCCUUGGCGGUGGGAAAGGGGAAGAUUUAAACUGGUCAGGACUGAAAGGCAAAGAGGCCAACGAACUGAGUGUCCGGCUGGGAGGCUCUUCAGACAAGGCUUCGGUGCUAAACAACAAAUUCGGCAAAGGACGGGAACGAGACGUGGAGUUCAAGAACGGCCACAACCUGUUCAUUGCUGCUGCUGCUGCUGCUGUCCCCUCUGGUGGCCUUCUCAAUGGCAAAAGCCUCUCGGCAGCCAACUCUGGCAAGUCGUCCAGCAUGGCCUCCUCUACUCAGACCCACCACCCUUUCUUGAACUCCUUAACCCCUGGCACGCAGUUUCCCCUUGGCCCCAUGGUAACAAACUCCUCGGUACUGCAGUCCUUAUUUAAUUCGAUGCCAGCUGCCAGCCUAGUGCAUGUAUCAUCAGCUGCCACCCGCCUGACCAACUCACACACGAUGGGGAACUUCUCUCCUGGGAUGACAGGUGGAACAGUUGGAGGUAUUUUUAACCAUGUGGUGCCUUCUGCCUCCUCCUCUUCCUCCUCCGCUCCCUCCCCUUCCUCUUUUUCAUCCUCCACCUCCUCCCUCCAUUUUGGCAAUGGUGCUGUUUCCAGCUGUACCCUCUUAAGCUUAAAUCCUCUGCAGGUCGCCGCCAGCACCCCAUCAUUCCAUGUGUCCCCCAACCCAGCGCCAUCUAACGAUGCCCAGCACCUCACCCGCCCCCCAGCAUGUGCCGGUCUUCGGACCCCUCCUCCUCCUCCUCCUAAUGUUUCAUUGCCACCACCUCCCCCCCUCCUCACCUCUAACUCCGAACCUGUCCUCCUACAGAGUUUGUCAUCCCUGCCAGUUUCAGAGUCUUUCCUGCCGCCAUCUUCCACUGCUAACUCCGCUUUGUCUAUUAAACUAGCUUCUCUUCAGCACAAAACCUCCCGCCCCUCCUUCACCGUCCACCACCCACCUUUGCCCCGCUUGGCGCUGGCCCAAGCCGCGCCUGGGAUCCCACAGUCCAACACGGCUGGCACGCCUGCUUUGUGGGUCACCCUUGGCAUGCAGUCUCCUUACGCUUCACAUCUCUCUGGAGUUAAGCCACGAUAACGAGCUAGGCUUAGCUUUUGAGCACUGGUGCUCUGUAAGAAACUCCCCAAAUUUGAUUCCUGCCAUGUUCUGUUUGGAAAGUUCAAUAGCAAGGAGUGAGAAAAAAACCCUCUUCUACAGGACACCUUGGAGAGCUGCUGCCCUUCAGAUACAAGCCUGGGCCAUGAUUGCUAACUAAGUAGUGAGAUCCAGGGUUUUAUCCAGAGAAGUGGCUGGACAUUUCUCCCAAAGAUUAGGGUCAGUGAUCUCUCCAGGGUGCAAACAGCCUCCAGAACCCUCUCAGACUGGCAGAUAUUAAGCCAAAAAAAAAAAAAAGGUGAGAUGGGGAGCUUUGCAAAGUUGGAGUUUAAUUCCUUCACCCUCCAAAGCACACAGCACUCUCCCAAUGAUAGGACUCCUCCCCUGAGCAUGCCUUUUGUUCGUUUUUAAAUGGAAAUUGUGGUCCCUUCUCUCAAGGGUUGCUCCUCCCUGCCCAUAAAGUCUUAUGAUUAAAAAUAUAUAUGAAGUUAACCUGAAAAUAUUUGCACAUUAAAGGCAGGCAGUAAUGAGCUAGGUCAGUGGUUCUCAACCUGUGGGUGGAACGACCAUUUCACGGGGGUCGCCAAACAAGGCUGUCCGCCAUUUUUUCCCCCUUUUCUUUGGCCACGCCCCUGGCACCCGGUGAUGUAUAAGUGGUUGGGGGCCACCACGACACGGGGAACUGUAUUAUGGGGUUGCGGCAUUAGAAAGGUUGAGAACCACUGAGCUAGGUGGACCAGAUUAGUGAUAAAAUGCUGAUUAAAAUCAGGUCCGGUCACAUAAUGACUCCCUUAAGUGACCAAAGUUCUGGUCCCAUUUGUGGUCCUAAGCCGAGGACUAUCUGUAAUUUACUUUAUGGUUCAGUGCAUCAAACACAAGACAGAACACACAGGGAAACGAUAACAAUCCUUGCUGUGGAUCACGACCUGAACGUUCACGCAGGCAGGAGCUACGCAGGUGUCUUGGGAGUGUGAAAAUAAUGCUGCAGAUUUGAGUAUUUCUGAAGUUGCAAUAGCGCUACUAAAGACGUUUAAUCUUCACCGAAGCUGUGUGGAAAGACAGUGGGGCAAUAGAGGGCUUAGCACUCAUUUGUCUUCUAAUGUUGUCUAUAUAAGCUUAAUGGAUAAUUUUUAGGCAAUUUGGGGUUAUGACUAAAACCCGAAAUAGGAAAAACUACCCUGUAUCAUGCAGACGUAUACUGUAAUUCUCCAUAGAGGAUUUGGGCUGUCAAGGCUUAGGUCGAGGGAAAAGAUGUGGUUGAGAAGCUUCUCGGUGCCAGGAAAAGGGUGAGUGGGUGUGAGAAUGAAGAUAAGGAUGAAGACCGCAAGAAGGAAAGAAAAGAUAAAAGCAGACCAGCAGCAAAGAAUAAGGAAAUAAGAGGCUUUCAACAGCAGAAAAGACAACAGGAGGGGAAAAAACAGAUCCUCAGGAUCUGCUUGACAAAGUUGGUGGCAGCUGUGCCCUUUGCCCAGUUUUGGUUUUGGUUACCAGUUGUGCCCAUUCCUGGAUCGGGAGAGCCUCUUUCCAUCACUCAUGCCUUAGUUAUCUUGUGUGUAGAUUAUUGCUAUGCAUUCUACAUAGGGCUGCCCUUGAAGACCACACAGAAGCUUCAGUUGAUCCAGAAAGUAACAGUGUGAGCAGAUACAGGCAGGUCUUAUUAUAUCUGUGUAGCACUGAUUACUACUAAGCUUUUUGAGGAACAAUUCUGGUGCUUGUUAUUAUAUAUAAACACUACAUGGCAUGGGGCCUAGUUGUAUAAGACAGGGCUUUUCAACCUUUUCACCCAUUGUGCCACUUUUAGGAUAUGGCAACAUCCGAGUAACACCAGUUGCCUAGCAAGGUGUCAAAAACUUGAUGACCAAAAAAAAAAAAAAGGAAAAAAGUGAUAAAGUACAGGUAGUCCUCGAGUUACAACAGUUCGCUUAGUGACUGUUUGAAGUUACUAUAAGAACGUCCUGCCGGCGCGCGAAACAAACGAUCCACCAGGUACGUUGCGGUAGUCAACAAAGGUUUAUUUCUCCGUUGAAAACAAAACCAGCUCUGGGACACACCCCUGCCCUGCGUCCUAAAUAACC
Crotalus tigris (Tiger rattlesnake) is the source of this 8035-nucleotide messenger RNA. RefSeq names its product DOT1 like histone lysine methyltransferase (gene DOT1L). Bases 741 to 5942 code for a protein of 1733 amino acids. NCBI's taxonomy places the organism in Eukaryota, Metazoa, Chordata, Lepidosauria, Squamata, Viperidae. Gene Ontology annotation, molecular function: histone H3K79 methyltransferase activity. The record is from RefSeq and is a predicted model, not a curated record. The transcript is spliced from 29 exons. Gene Ontology annotation, biological process: DNA repair; regulation of transcription regulatory region DNA binding; heterochromatin formation. Gene Ontology annotation, cellular component: nucleus.